Messenger RNA from Archocentrus centrarchus (flier cichlid), 2191 nucleotides. RefSeq names its product lipase, hepatic a (gene lipca). The coding region runs from base 203 to 1693 and encodes 496 amino acids. The record is from RefSeq and is a predicted model, not a curated record. Gene Ontology annotation, molecular function: lipoprotein lipase activity; apolipoprotein binding. The transcript is spliced from 9 exons. Lineage: Eukaryota; Metazoa; Chordata; Actinopteri; Cichliformes; Cichlidae. Gene Ontology annotation, biological process: lipid catabolic process.
UCCAUGAACCACUGCUCCUGGUGUUCCCUCUCUUUCUCUUUAGAAUUGGGUAAAAUGAUCUGAUUUCAAUCUUCGGGACAGAAAUGAGGCUUCCUUAAAAACAGCUUCUACAUCUGCAGACAAAAGGCUCUUACCUUUAAAAUCAAUAGUACCCACUGAAGAAUUUAUAAGCCUGGUCAAAAGGAACUACCAAGCUUACGGCAUGUUUGUGCUCAAAGUCUUGUGUUGUUUACUUUUAAUCAGUCACCUCAGUGAGGGAAAGAAAAUCAAAGGAAUCAGAGCAGGUGCAGUGGAAACAGAGCAGAGGGCUGUCCUGAGGGAGAGAGAGCCGUAUGUCAGCAGUUCAGUCUUCAGGCUGUUUUUAGGAGGGGAGGACACCUGCACACUGGACCCUCUGCAGCUGCACACUCUCACCUCCUGUGGCUUCAACAGCAGUAAUCCCCUCAUCAUCAUCACUCAUGGGUGGUCGGUGGAUGGUAUGAUGGAGAGCUGGGUGCUGAGGUUAGCCACAGCUGUCAGGACAAAUCUUGGAGAUGUAAAUGUGGUGAUCACCGACUGGUUAUCGCUGGCCCAGCACCACUACCCGAUAGCAGUGCAGAAAACCCGCACUGUUGGAAAAGACAUAGCUCACCUGCUGCAGUCACUUCAGGAGCACUACCAGUACCCACUUAGAAACGCUCAUUUGAUUGGCUAUAGCCUUGGUGCUCACAUCUCCGGAUUUGCUGGGAACUAUCUGACAGGUUUGGAGAAGAUUGGAAGAAUUACUGGUCUUGAUCCAGCGGGGCCGCUGUUUGAAGGCAUGUCCCCCACAGACAGACUGUCUCCUGAUGAUGCUGAAUUUGUGGAUGCCAUCCACACUUUCACCCAUGAGCGUAUGGGCCUCAGUGUGGGAAUCAAGCAAGCUGUGGCCCACUAUGACUUUUACCCCAAUGGAGGAGAUUUCCAACCAGGGUGUGACCUGAAAAACAUUUAUGACCACAUAUCCCAGUACGGGAUUCUCGGUUUUGAGCAAACGGUGAAAUGUGCUCACGAGCGGUCUGUCCACCUCUUCAUUGACUCUCUGCUCAAUAAAGACAAGCAGAGCAAGGCCUACAGGUGCAGUGACAACAGCGCUUUCGAUAAAGGGGUCUGUCUGGACUGCCGGAAAAAUCGUUGUAACACACUCGGCUAUGAUAUCAAGAAAGUCCGCACAGGCACCAGCAAAAGGCUCUACCUGAAAACACGAUCUCGGAUGCCUUACAAACUGUAUCAUUACCAGUUGAGGAUCCAGUUUGUCAAUCAGAUGGAGAAGAUUGAGCCCUCUCUUACGAUCUUUCUCACGGGAACAAAAGAAGAAAGUGGAGAUGUGGACAUCACCUUCAAUGAAAAAAUUUCAGGCAAUCAAACCUUUACCUUCCUGAUCACCCUGGACAGAGACUUGGGGGAACUGAUGUUGCUCAAUUUGCACUGGGAGGCAUCUCCUCUGUGGGAAAAUGUGUGGAACAAGGUGCAGACCCUCAUUCCUUGGGGAGUUCGGGAGAGAAAAAGACUUCUGAAUGUGGGCAAAGUCAGCAUCAAAGCAGGCGAAACACAGAAGAGGACAUCUUUUUGUUCCAUGACAAAUGAUGGACAAGUCGAAGCAUCUGAAGAUACUGCGUUUGUACGCUGUAAGGAAGACAGACCAAAAGGGCGUAGAAGAAAGGCCAAGUUAUAAAGACUUGUGUGGGUUGCCUUUUGAAGAUCUGAGAUGAAUGGCCCUUGAAGAUCAUAACUAAUCUGAUAAAAUUCUCCCGCCUUGAAGUGACAUUGUGCAGAUUUGGGAAGUAAAAGUAGAAAGCCAUAAUUGCUGGAAAUAGGCACUAAAUCCUGGGAAAUGAUACUGUAGACAACUGGUUGAACCUCUGUUUACCAUUUAAAGAAAUAUUUCAAUUGUGUGAUGAAAUUAUGAAUGAGCUGUUUUCUCACUUGAACCACAUGGUGUCAUUUUAAGGUAAAAGCCCAGUCUUACAUUCCUGUACUGGGUUAUACAGCUUAAGUCAGACGUUUUAAGAACCUUUUGAUCAUGUCAGUUCUAACAGAAAAUUUUAAAUGAGGUUUUCUUUUUCCCCCAUAUAUGCAAAUUUUAAAAAACCUGCAUGAAUAUUGUUAAUAACAUAAAAAUACACUAUUGCUCCGUCUCACAGCAGAACAAUAAAUAUACUCUGUUCUUUUC